Vigna radiata var. radiata (mung bean) is the source of this 1752-nucleotide messenger RNA. RefSeq lists its product as uncharacterized. The coding region runs from base 330 to 1511 and encodes 393 amino acids. Gene Ontology annotation, biological process: regulation of DNA-templated transcription; chloroplast organization. The transcript has 3 exons. The record is from RefSeq and is a predicted model, not a curated record. Gene Ontology annotation, molecular function: double-stranded DNA binding. Gene Ontology annotation, cellular component: chloroplast. Lineage: Eukaryota; Viridiplantae; Streptophyta; Magnoliopsida; Fabales; Fabaceae.
AUUUCUUUUAGAAUUUAAUUCUACAGAGUUGAUAAUUUGUUUCUCUCUUUGAGAACAGAUAUCGAAUGGAACCCUAGCAGAAAAAUAGGAGUGAGAUUUGAAGGAGGAGCUUGUAUCUGUCUCAAAAUCUGAGUUACUCAGUACCACGCUCAGAUAUCGAAUGGAACCCUAGAAAAAAGGACUGAGAUUUGAAGGAAGAGCUUGUAUCUGUCUCAAAAUCUGAGUUACUCAGUACCAAGUUCAGGUAGCAUCAUUGUCCUUCAAUCCUUUGCCUUUUCAAUUUUCAGGAAUUUUCUUCAAUUUGAAAAGCUGUUUUUCACCUCAUCACCAUGUUCAAUAAACUUCUGUACUUGAAAUGUGUCACUUCCACAGCAACAUCACCUUACCCUUUUAUCCACCACCACUACCCAUUCCUCCUUUCUCUCUGUUUCUGCACAGCAACUUCAAAUUCACGCUCAUUUGCGAUAUCCUACCUCAUUCACAACUUUAGAUUCUCUCCUGAAUCUGCUUCCAAAACAUCUAAGUCCUACAAUAUUUCUUUCCAGACCUCAGAAAAGCCCGAGACGGUGACCAGGUUCUUCAGAAAUCACGGUUUCUCUAAUAUUCAAAUAAACUAUAUGGUUAGAAAGGCACCGUGGUUGCUUUCUUGUGACCCCUGCAAAAGGUUAUUGCCAAAGUUUGAAUUUUUUCUCUCAAAGGAUGUUUCUAGCUCUGAAAUUGUUGACCUAAUAAGUAAGUACCCUGGAGUACUGCGUCCAAGCCUGAACAAUCAUAUAGUCCCGACCUAUGAAUUGAUAUAUAAGUUCUUGCAAUCUCAUGUGAGGACUACUCGUUGUAUGUUUGGUAAUUCAUUUUUCUCUCUCGGGGAUCGUCUGGCACACAACAUCAUAUUGCUGCUAGAGAAUGAAGUGAGCGAAUCAAACAUUGCAAGAUUGCUUGGGAACCAUAGUAAGCCGGUCUUUGCCUCAAAUGAUAUAAUUAAGUUGGUGAAUGAAGUAAAGGAUUUGGGGUUUGAUCCUUCAAAAGCAACUUUUGUUAUAGCGUUGAUGGCCAUAAAAAAAAUAAGUCCAUCCCUGUGGAAGGAGAAAGUUGAUACCUUCAAGAAAUGGGGUUGGUCUGAUGAAGCGGUGUCUGAAGCAUUUAGGAGGCAGCCUCACGUUAUGUUGACAUCUAUUAAAAAAAUAAAUGCCGUGAUGAACCUUUGGGUCAAUCAGUUGGGAAGGGACGCUUUGGAACUUGUCCAUUGUCCAAAGAUUUUAGGUUUGAGUAUGGAAAAGACAAUCAUUCCACGGGCCUGUGUUGUCCAGCAUUUACUUGCUAAAGGCUUGAGGAAGAGUACCAACUUUGUUUCUCCGAUUAGUGUUUCUGAAAAGUUAUUUCUUGCAAGGUUUGUGACAUGUUUUAAGGAGGAAUCAUCUCAACUAUUAAAGCUGUAUCAGGAAAAAGUUAGUGUUCAAGGAAAAGAGGAGGUUGGUGCAGCAUGGGGCAGUUCCCAAAUUGUUAACUCAUGAGGACANAUUUCUCUGGUUCAAGCUUGCUGUCUAAGUUAAACUACUUGGUGCGUUAUAAAUGAUUGAAGCAUGAAAAGCUUAGCACAAAUAACCUUCAAGUUUUUUUGUAUAACCUAGCAUAAUCCUGUUUUAUAGAGAUGUAUUUGCAUCCGUGUAAUUUUGAGUUUGGACUGGCAUGGAUCUUAUAGGAUAGGGAAGACAUCAUUACAAUUAACAAAAGUCCUUUAACUUUUGCGUAACA